AUGUGUGAGUUAAAGAAGUUCCGCGUUACUCCACAGCCACUGGACGGACAGGGUGGUGGAGACUUCUCAAAUCAGAAUGGGACAGGUGGAGAAAGAAUUUAUGGUGAAAAAUUUGAAGACGAAAAUUUCCAUUAUAAGUAUGACAAGGAGGGAUUUCUGAGCAUGGCCAACGUGGGCAGCAACACCAACGGCUCCCUGUUCUUCAUCACCACCGAUCCAACUCCGCACUGGGAUGGGAAGCACGUAGUGUUUGGCCAAGUGAUUAAAGGAAUGGGUGUGGCAAAGAUUCUAAAAAAUGUGGAGGUGAAAGGUGAAAAGCCUGCCAAAAAUGCGGAGAACUGA
Molecule: messenger RNA, 342 nt
Organism: Rangifer tarandus platyrhynchus (Svalbard reindeer)
Lineage: Eukaryota; Metazoa; Chordata; Mammalia; Artiodactyla; Cervidae
Source: the annotation of a GenBank genome assembly